This is a messenger RNA of Meloidogyne enterolobii, 651 nucleotides long. Lineage: Eukaryota; Metazoa; Nematoda; Chromadorea; Rhabditida; Meloidogynidae. The record is from the annotation of a GenBank genome assembly.
AUGACUUCAUUCAAUACUCGGUCUUUUCCUGUUUCCAUUUUGACUCGACUACUAUCUAUCGGAAUUUCUUCCAACAUAACAUGCAAGACUUCCUUAACUGUUUCCUCUACUAGACUAAUUUCUCGCGGAGGUCCCGAAUAUGUUUCGUUAAAUUCUUCGACUAUGGCAAUUACUUUAUCUUCUGUGUCGUUAUUUUUCUUUAUUAAUCUUGAAAGACUAUCUGCCAUCCCCAUUUUAUCUGUACUUACAAACUCAAUACUGAAAUCGUAAUUCGUCAGAAUUAAUGCCCAUCUUUGUAAUCUCGAGGCAGUUUGGACUUUAAUUCCUUUCUUACUUCCAAAUAUUGCGACUAAUGGUUUAUGGUCCGUUCUAAGUCUGAAUUUACGCCCAAAUAACAUUUUGUGGAAUUUUUGGACUGCAAAUACUAGUGCCAGACCUUCUUUCUCAAUUUGACCAUAAUUCUUUUCUGACAGACUCAAUGACUUACUUGCAUAUUCAAUUGCUCUCUCUGAUCCGUCUGGGAAUUUGUGGGCAAUCAUUGCUCCUACUCCAUAAUUUGAGGCAUCUGCCGUGACUAUGAUUUCAUAUUGGGGGUCAAAAUGCGUUAGCAUAAGCUCCGAACUUAGAAUUGACUUUACUCGGUUGAAUGCU